Danaus plexippus (monarch butterfly) is the source of this 4949-nucleotide messenger RNA. Its product is annotated as RING finger and SPRY domain-containing protein 1-like. The coding region runs from base 334 to 1899 and encodes 521 amino acids. Gene Ontology annotation, cellular component: cytoplasm. The record is from RefSeq and is a predicted model, not a curated record. Lineage: Eukaryota; Metazoa; Arthropoda; Insecta; Lepidoptera; Nymphalidae. The transcript is spliced from 11 exons. Gene Ontology annotation, molecular function: ubiquitin-protein transferase activity; protein binding.
ACGCUAAAGUUGAACCGUAGUCUGUGGUUAAACACCGAACUCCGAAGCGACAUGAACGACUUUGAUCCAAACUCUUAAACGUAUGGCGUUUAGUACGAUGUUUGAUAAAAACAAAGUAUAGACAGGUUCUUUAAAGCUAUAGUGUUGUGCUAAAGUUAAAAUUCAUUAAAAGAAAUGAGUUAAAUCUUCGGGUAUAUUAUUGUAGCAACCCUUAAAUGCAGGAUCCUAGAUACAGAUCCCUGAGACUAAAAAGUUAAUGCUGUAUUGAUUUAGUGUUCAUAUUAUGCACUUCACAAUUUUGGUGCUCCUGUGAAACAUCUUACAUAAUUGACAAUGGGGGGGUGUUGCUGUAGCAAGGAGGUCCAAGAAGAGGCGGCCCAUGUUCCUGAUCUGCAAGAGACGAAUGGCUCCGUUACUGAGACGCAGACUCGGCAAACCAAAUUCGUUGAUCCAAAGGUUGUAGAUCAACUCGUCCUUGAUAUGCUUACAGUGGCAGCUUCGCGAACGGAUACUGACGAGGAGUCGCCAGUGUCGCUCGUUAAGUUGCACGUCAUAGCUGACAAGGAAGAGGGUUGGAUACAGAUGGUCUCCUCCAUGGUGAACGUUAUACCGCUCGAGGAUCCAUUCGGACCCACGGCUAUAUCCAUACUUCUAGAUGACUGCCCGCUUCCAUCCAAGGAAUCCGUCAUCAAGGUGACUCAACUAUUCGAUUUAUCACACGAACGCGCUACCUCCGAGGAUCUAAACAUCCGUACGGAGCGUAAUAUUUGCGUGAUAUUGGGCUGCAUCGCCGAGAAACUGGUUGGCCCCAACAGUGUGGCCAUCCUUACUGAGGACACACUCCAAUAUCUACUGGCUUUCCUGACAAACGAAGAAGAACCGCGCAUUGUUCUUUUCGCUCUGAUAGCGCUCGAGAAAUUUGCUCACACGACAGAAAACAAAUUGAUAAUUAAGAGCCGUCUGGAGAAAAACGAGGAACAUCCUUUACUGAAGCUUGAAAAACACAACCACAGCGACAACUUCGUAUGGAGGCAGGUUGGCUUCUGUGCCAACUGGGCUUUAGAUAACCUUUUUACCAUCGAGGGUCGGACGUUGUCCUACAUGUUGGAGGACAUGUCCCAGAUCAACGCGCUCCUGAACUGUCAUGACGUCAGCGAGUACCUGCAGAUGUCGAGCAACGGCCUUGAGGCGAGGUGCGACUCGUAUUCCUUCGAGAGUGUGAGAUGCACCUUCCAAGUCGACAACGGUUGUUGGUACUACGAGGCGACGAUCAUCACCUCCGGGGUGAUGCAGAUCGGAUGGGCGACCAAGAACAGCCACUACUUAAAUGAUGAGGGCUACGGUAUCGGUGACGAUCUGUACUCGUUGUCCUACGACGGUUGUCGUAGGUUAGUGUGGUACAACGCCAAGCCUGUGCCAAUCUCACAGUUGCCGGCUUGGAAGCCUGGAGACAUACUCGGUUGCUUGAUCGAUCUGAACCGCAAGGAGGUCGUUUUCUCCCUCAACGGCCGAAAACUAUACCCCUGCAAGGAGAUAUUUGAUACAACGCGGUAUGGUUUUUUCGCGGCCGCAAGUUUCAUGGCAUACCAGCAGUGUAUGUUCAAUUUUGGAUUAGAAAAAUUCAAAUAUCCACCAACUGAUAGGAAAUUCUCCGCUUUCAAUGAUCACGCACAUCUUACUGACGACGAAAAGAAGGUGAUACCGAGACGUAUAUACCUCGAACAACUGAGAUGUUCAAGCGUUCGAGAGGAUUCGUGCCAGCUCUGCUUUGACGAGACAGCAUCUUGCGUUUUGGAACCAUGUGGACAUCGCGGCUUCUGCUCCGUGUGUACGUCCCAGCUGAAGGACUGUCCGCUGUGCCGCGCCGACAUCAUCAGUAUCAAGAGGCAAGACACAUGACCGUUGAACCGCCCCUUCAGACUGGGCAAGGCAUCGAGAAAAACCCAUCAGAACAGAGUCGAUCAAUCCCAACGCAAGAACAAAAAAAAGGCUACUAAGAAGAACAGUAAAUCUAAGCACCUAAUGCACUCUAACCCGCGACCGUACAUACCUCCUUUGUCCAUUCCUAUACCAAAUCCCACGACUUAUACUGAAGAAUUGAUGGCCUUUAUUGCCAGCGCUUAUGUAGGCCAGCCAGGUACGUCCAGGGCUCGAUAUUUAUCGAUGCUUUCCAGCUCUUCGGAACCCAGAAGCAGUUCUUCGGAGCAUCGCAGCGUAUUAUCAGACCCUCGAAGCAGUUCAUCCACACGUCCUCAUUCAUCCACAUCUAAAUCGUCCUUAUCCAUGUCCAAAUCGUCUCCAUCUCCUAUAGAUAUCAUCGCUGAGCUUGAUCGUCCCAGCGACUGCACCUUGGUCCUCGGACCAUCUGACAAACGUAAAAAUGAUUCUACUCUUUAUAUGAAUUAAAUGUAUUUUUGUGCAUUCCCUUUUCAAUAUAUAUAUUACACGAUGUUUACAUAAAGUAGAAUUCAAUUCUAUUACAAGACUAUACCUUACAUUAAUAAAAAAAAAUCUCAGUUUUAAUUAUAGGAUUUUAAAGUUGACGUCUUAAAGACUCCUUAAAGUUUCUUGAAUCAGAUGGAAUGUGUCUACAUUUAUUUUUAUUUGAAAUUAAGCUUUAAAUUGCAUUUCGUUUGGAUAAUAUGUAUUGUUUAUCCUUCACAGUACGUAGAUAGUAAGAAUCUUAAUUAUGAUGCGUUCUACAUCUUUGACAGCUAAUUUUAUUUAGAUGAUACAUAUCUAUAUUGGCUUAAACGAGUCACACAUAAAUGGCUUUUUCAACAUAAUGUAUCGUUUGCCAAUGCAACAAAAUAGAUAAUUUUAUUUUAUUAACAACAUAAUAUUAUCGAAGAUCCAUAUAUUUCUUAACGCUUAUUAAUCAAUAACACUUGUAUAUAUUAUUGAAAUACUAGAUCAAACUCUACUAUUCCAUACAGGGUAUUGAAGGAAUUAUGCCCCUCUUUUUAUUAGAAAAUAAAGUUUACAUCAGACAAGAAAAAUAUUUUUAUGUUCAUACAAAAUUAUAUUUCAUAGUUCAAACAAACUCCUAUCUCUUUUAUACUAAGUAUAGUCAGUAUAUAUAUUAAAGGUACGUUUUUUUUUUUUUUUUAUUAUUUUGUGACAUGUUCCAAAAGAUUGGACCGAAACUUUUUCUGAUCUAAUAUUCAUAUAAACCUGAUUUCAUCCAAAACUAUUUUAAGUAUUAAGUUUAUCAGUAUCAGGCAGUAUUAUGUAAAGAAAUCUAUGAAUAUUUAUGUCCUAUUAAACAUAAAAAAAAAUUAAAAAAUAUAUUUUCUGUUCCUAGUAGUUCGACCAGACCUUGUAAUAAACAAUGUAAUUUACAACUAUUUAAAAAUAUAUAUAUAUUUCUUGAGUGUUGCUGAAUAUACGUCUUCAAACUUAUAAUAUUACACCCCGAAUAGAAAGUACAUCCAGUUUCCGAAUUUAUGAUAAAGAAAUCAAACACACUGUUUGAUUUCUUUUAGAUUUUUAUCUCAAGUGUCAGUGAAUGUAUAAUAAAAAAAUACGUAAUCCUAAGCGUUUAAAGAUACAUGAUUUGUUUCCUCUUUAUCAAAGUAGCAUGUGUUUAAACUGUAACCUACAAUUUAAUUAGAUAUUGAGUGCCAAAUACAGAUCGGUCACAAAUUACAAAUACCGGUUUUUAAUGUACAGGGACUUUUAUUUUGAUCUCAUACAUUUUCGAAAUUCGAAUUUUAUUAUUAGUAGUUCAGGCACAGCUCACGUAAUUAUUGGUCAUGAUUUAAGAAUAAUUUGAAAACACUAUUAUUUUUUUAUCAAUUCUAUCACAACUGAUCUCCUUUCAUCAAUUAAUAAUAUAAAUAAAUGUUUCUCGUAAGAUUUAGUAAAUUAUAUUGACUAUUAUUUAAAUGUUCUAAAUUACAUGUUAAAAGUUAAGCAAGUCUUCUUCCCUCCCUCAAUUUCCGCGUCCGUUCGAUGAAUGUAUACAACAUUGAUGUAAUGAAAGAUGAUUUUAAAUUCUUGUUCUAAUAAUAUAAAAGUAUAAGUUAUAUGAUGUUUAACGAGCUGUAUGGCUUCGUCGUAUGUUACGAGUGACUGUGAUUGUAAUUAAGUCUUAAAUACUCUAAUUUGGGAAUUAUAUAUUGUAUUUCGGUAUUUUUUUUUCUAGUCACAACUUGAUUGUAACUAGGUUAGACUGGAUAUUUGAUAGGUUAUUCAUGUAAUUGUUUCAAUUGAUGAACCGUCAUUUUCUUUUACUUUAAUUCGUUUCACAAAGUCUAAAUAUAUGAAAAGCUUAUUAGAUUUUCUUUUAAACAUAUCCGGAGCGUACUUUGCGUUAAUUUUUUUUUCUAGACGCGCUGUCCUUUUGAAGCUGAAGCUCUAAUUUGAUGGUGAUUCAGGUUGUGCUUAACAUAAGUUCGGUUUUUUUCUGAAUACUGGAUAUAUGAUGAACUCUUUUUGAUGUUAUAAAUGUUUGUAAUAAAAAAAAAAUACGUUAGUUAUCGAUUCCAUGAUAUAUAAACACACCAUAUCAAUGUUUUCCUGCAUUUACUUCUCGUUGUUUCCAUGUGUAUGAUUAAAUAAUAUACCUACAUAUGUAGUAGAUUUAAUAGUAAUGUAAGGACUUCCUUGAAAUUUGAAUCAGUGUCAUUUAUUGGUGUAUAUGUUAAAAUUAAUUCUUAAUUAUACAUUUUCGGUAGUUAUUGUUUAGCUUGUUUAUCAUAUAUCAAUGUGGCAUAUUAUGUUAAAAAAAAAUUAAACUAUCGUGUAUUCUUUUAAGGUUCGAUAUUAGUAUCUUUAAGUUUUCUCUCUUUGAGUUAAAAACUAUCUCUACCGACCGACAAUGAAUAUCUAUUUAAGAAUGAUUUGCAUAAUGCUCAAAUGUUUACUGCAAUUUAUUUUAUUAACAAUGUUUUGCCUAAUAAAUGUUAUAUUUUUGAAUAAAGUAUUCUAAAACUCUUCUGCAAUAA